Populus nigra (black poplar) is the source of this 1977-nucleotide messenger RNA. Its product is annotated as probable serine/threonine-protein kinase PBL28. Gene Ontology annotation, biological process: protein phosphorylation. NCBI's taxonomy places the organism in Eukaryota, Viridiplantae, Streptophyta, Magnoliopsida, Malpighiales, Salicaceae. Gene Ontology annotation, molecular function: ATP binding; protein kinase activity. Bases 416 to 1531 code for a protein of 371 amino acids. The record is from RefSeq and is a predicted model, not a curated record. The transcript is spliced from 7 exons.
AAAAUCAUCAAAAGGUAAGUAAGCGAUACCCAACUUUUACUAUGUUUGCCUUUUCUUUUUCUUGAAGCACAUCUCUCCCCCCCAAAAAAAACAGGUUGUUGGAAGAUGUUGUAGUUGAGUAUUCUCCUAAUCUUCCUUCUCUUGCUCAAUACGUACUCAUCAGAGGAUUCUCCUAAUAAUAUUUACUCACAUUUAGCAACUGCAGUUUAUAAUCAUUUCCACUUUCGUCAUAUUUUUUUUCGAAGAAAUAUACAGUUCAAUCCAAGUUAGAUGAACUGGAUUAAUCUCUGGAGAAGAGAUUCGUGAGAUCCAUCUUCCUAGAUUGUCAUGAAAUCUCGUCUGUUAACAUUAUGCGCUUCGUUGCAUUAAUCCUUUAGUAGAGUAGAGGUUAAAAAUUUAGCCAAGGAAGACCAUUAUGCCUUUUGGGUUAGUCUCAGCAUGGAACAAGCGACGGAGAAGCAAGUCCCAAGAUCACUCAGACCCUUAUUUUGUUUACCUUCCAGGGGUUUAUAAACCUAUGGAGUUUUGGCAACUUGAAGAUCAAACACCUCAAUCCACAAAGAGACGUCAUGGAUCAUCGGUUUUCACACUCAAGGAAAUGGAAGAAGCAACGUGUUCUUUCAGUGAAAAAAAUUUGGUUGGAAAAGGGGGAUUUGGACGAGUCUAUAGAGGCGUCCUGCGGUCAGGAGAGGUUGUAGCAAUCAAGAAAAUGGAGCUGCCGACAUUUAAAGAAGCUGAAGGGGAACGGGAGUUUCGUGUAGAAGUUGACAUCUUGAGCAGACUUGAGCACCCCAAUCUGGUUUCCUUGAUUGGAUAUUGUGCUGAUGGGAAGGACAGGUUUCUAGUGUAUGAGUAUCUGCAACAUGGGAAUCUGCAAGAUCAUUUAAAUGGAUAUGGAAAAGCAAAAAUGGAAUGGCCUUCAAGGUUAAAAGUGGCACUUGGAUCAGCAAGGGGACUUGCUUAUCUCCAUUCAAGUUCUGAUGUUGGCAUACCAAUUGUCCACAGAGAUUUUAAAUCCACCAACAUCCUUCUAAAUGCAAAUUUUGAAGCUAAGAUAUCUGAUUUUGGUCUUGCAAAGUUGAUGCCGGAGGGGCAGGAGAUAUUUGUGACUGCAAGAGUUCUCGGAACAUUCGGGUAUUUCGACCCUGAGUAUACAUCGACAGGGAAACUCACUUUACAAAGUGAUGUCUAUGCAUUCGGUGUGGUUCUUCUUGAGCUUUUGACUGGGCGUAGAGCGGUAGACUUAAACCAGGGACCAAGUGAUCAAAACCUUGUCCUACAGGUUAGGCAUAUUUUGAAUGAUCGGAAAAAAUUACGCAAGGUAAUUGAUCCGGAGCUUAGUCGGAGUUCAUACACAUUGGAAUCUAUUGCUAUGUUUGCCAACCUGGCUUCACGCUGCAUCCGCAUUCAGAGCAGUGAGAGACCCUCCAUGGCUGAAUGUGUGAAAGAACUCCAAACAAUUAUCUACACAAAUUCAAAACCCAUGGGCAUGGGCAUGGGCAUGGGCAUGAUGACUUUCAAAAUGGUCUAACAAACGGUUCAUCAGCACAGAAAGUGUUACAUCAACAAUAAAGAUCCUCUAUUUUCCUUCAUUUGGUUAUUGACACUUUGAAGGCAAGAGACCUAUGAUUUUAAAAGUAUUAAGUGUACAACAACAAACAAAAAAAGACAUGUUAUGGAGAAAGGAUUCUAGUAAUUUAUCAAUUACAGCAGACAAAAUUGAAGAAUAAAAAAAUAUGGUUUUAUGGUAAAGAACGUAAACCAUAAAAAUCUAGAGAGCAAACAAAAGAGAAUCCACAACCAGCAAGAAACAUUAUUUGUAUAUCUGGUUCUGUCUAGAAUCAACAUUUCGUUUUAAUUAUUCUUCCACUUAAUGACAACUGUUGUAUAUUAUAUCAUUUUGAAAUAUGGAGAGGUACAUUCUUUGCUUGAUAAAAAGGUAUGAUAAGGCAGGUCCCAUUGAGAUUUCACAACCAA